This is a messenger RNA of Cydia fagiglandana, 3765 nucleotides long. RefSeq lists its product as uncharacterized. Gene Ontology annotation, biological process: DNA integration. Gene Ontology annotation, molecular function: nucleic acid binding. Bases 1 to 3765 code for a protein of 1254 amino acids. The transcript has 2 exons. The record is from RefSeq and is a predicted model, not a curated record. Lineage: Eukaryota; Metazoa; Arthropoda; Insecta; Lepidoptera; Tortricidae.
AUGGAGACAUCAACCCCCUCAACAACGGUCCAGAUCCAGACGAAACGUGAUGUUACUAAGCAGUUUACAGUGAACGUCGUACCAAGAAUUACAGACAGAGUUCCGGUGACAUCCUUCAAGUAUCCUGGAGUCGAUAUUGUUGCUGAUGAUGAUACAGUUGGAGAGGUUGUUGAUGUACUCAUCGGGAACGACUACUUUGGCGCUAUCCUCACAGGAAGAAAGAUCCAGGUGUCCGAAGACUUUUGGUUGUUGGAUACGGAUUUUGGAUGGGUGCCUUCGGGGAAGCUUACUCCUGAAGAAAGAAGCGGAGUACUCUCAGUGGUCACAUACUGUCAAUGUCACACUCCUAGCUGCCCAUAUUUCAGCGAGCCAGAUCUGCCUUUGAGAAACAUAGACAUAAGGUUCUUAUGGUCAUUAGAGAACCUAGGGAUUACGGACUCUCCAAAAGCUACUAGACAAGAAGAAGCAGUUCGUCACUUCAAUGAGACGGUGCAAUAUCAGGAAGGCCGGUACUUAGUGAAAUGGCCCUGGAUUGAGUACCCACCAGAUUUGCCAUCAAAUUUUGGGUUGGCCUUAGGUCGACUGAAGAGUAACCUGAGAAGACUGGACGUGCAGUUGAUUAAGGAGUACGACUUGAUCUUGAAGGAACAACUUGACCUCGGAAUUAUAGAAGUCGUCACUAGAGGGUCAGACUUGAACGGGGACCACCCAAUUCACUACCUCGCCCACCAUAUGGUGAAACAAGAUGGCGGCGGCAAGGGGAGGAUAGUAUACGACGCUAGUGCCAAAAGUACCGGACAGAAAAGCCUCAAUGAGUGCCUUUACAGCGGACCUUCUAUGUUAGAAGACCUAACGGCGUUACUUUUGAAGUUCCGUACUAAGAGGUAUGGCAUACUGGCUGAUGUAGAAAAGGCGUUCCUACAAGUAGCACUUCAAGGGGAUGAUCGCGAUGUCACAAGGUUCCUCUGGUUAAAGGACACAACCAAGGAAGCGACGGAGGACAACCUACUAUAUCUGAGGUUCUGCAGAGUACCAUUCGGAGUCGUCGCGAGUCCAUUCUUACUGACAGCAACUAUCCGACAUUACAUAAGCCAGUCAAACAAGGCCUUGCUGAAACAAGUCGCUGACAAAUGCUAUGUGGAUAACCUAGUGACUGGAGCUGAUAGCCUGCAGGAGGCUAAGCAGAUCUAUGAGCAAACUAGAACAGUGUUUGAACAGCUGUCCAUGAAUAUGAGAGACUGGAUCUCAAACAACCAGAGCUUUAUGGACAUGAUACCAGAACGUCAUAGGUCAGUCAAACAUGGACAGGUUAAAGUGCUUGGACUUAUGUGGAAUGUCGAAGAAGACACGCUGAAACUGAAUUUGACUGAGGAUCACUUCAGCACAAAUCCUCCGAUUGACACAAAAAGAAAAGUUCUUCGGGCUCUAGCACAUGCCUCCAAAGACGCUUAUGCUGCCGUUAUCUACCUUAAGGUGAUUGAAAAUGGACAAGGCAAAUCAGUCUCGCUUUUGAUGGCAAAAUCACACGUGUCACAGACCACAGACAAGGAUGAAUUAAAAAUGCCCAAGUUAGAAUUACUAGGAUUUCUGAUUGGAAGCAGACUCCUGAAAUAUGUAAGGAACAACCUUGAUCUUGAUAUUGAGAAAGAAUAUUUGUGGUCAGAUAGUUUGGUUGUACUUAGUUGGAUGAGGUCGAACAAACUGCUCCCACCCUUUGUUGCCAACAGGGUAAACGAAAUCAAGCGUGACCAUCCUAACACAGAGAUGUUCUACGUCCACACAAAAGCAAAUCCUGCUGAUAUUGCUACGCGCCCAGAGCUGUUCGAAGAGAAAAGGCAACUUUGGUUUAACGGGCCGGAGUUUCUUGUCAACGAAGAAUCAUGCUGGCCCCAAAAUAGACUCUAUGAGGCACAUCAGAACUUUCUUUCUGUUGGGGAGGUCCUGGGUGACGACCCAGGUGAGCCGACACAGGUAGUACCCAUUGGUGAUGACGCUGACCAGAGUGAGGACCUAGAGCAAGGAAGUCCCAGUGAUCCCGUUGAACCAAUGGAUACCCAGGAUUUGAGCGUACCUACAGAGAGUGGCGAAUAUCCUACUGAUGGAAGCAUGGAACUUGACAAUCCUGAAAAUCAUAGUGAAGGAGACAUCCAGCAGCAGACCAUUGUUGCCAAAAUAGUGUCCGAGAUAAAAGAUCUACAAAGAAAGCACUUCCAAGAAGAACUAGAUGGUAAAAGGACUCAUUUAGCACGAAACCUAGAUCUCUUUGCCGAUGUGGACGGCCUUCUUAGGUGCCGCGGACGUAUGGCGAACACCACCUGGAGCUAUGACAUGAAGUAUCCGAUACUACUGCCAAAGAAUUCUGAGUUCACUGACAGAAUCAUAAAAGAGACCCAUGAGAGUAACUACCACGUCGGUGCUCCACAUACAUUGAGUAUCAUCAGGGAACGGUAUUGGAUACCCCAAGGGAAAGCCCAGGUGAUGAAGGUGCUAAAGCGAUGUACCCAGUGUGUCAAACAUGGCGGCGGUCCAUAUCGUUUACCAGCCACACCGGCGCUGCCUCCAGAACGAGUAAAUUACAACAGACCCUUUACUUACACUGGUGUUGAUUAUCUAGGGCCGCUAUUCGUGAGUACCCAGACUGGUAAAGAGAAACGUUGGGUAGCGUUAUUCACUUGUUUGACAGUACGAGCAAUACAUCUCGAGAUCGUGAAGGACCUUUCGGCUGAAGAAUGUCUACUAGCCUUGCGACGGUUUAUAGCUGCUAGAAACAAACCACAACGGAUGUACUCAGAUAAUGCAACUUGUUUUAAGUUGGUCGCUGCAAUGGUACAACAUCCACACUGCGUUAAGAAUGACAUACAGUGGAAAUUCAUAUGUCAACUAGCACCGUGGCAUGGAGGGUUUUACGAGCGGCUUGUGGCCUUAGUGAAGCAUUGCCUUAAAAGAACCCUAGAAAAACACCUUCUCAAUGAUACCAGGUUACUGACGGUGAUAAAGGAAGUGGAAACAGUGCUGAAUUCAAGACCACUGACCAGAGUCGGUACAGAUGUGGAACAUGUUCUCUGCCCGGCAGAUUUCUUAAGCCUAGGACAAUGUUUGACUAUGAGACCAUCUGCUGCAGAUAUUCCGACUUGUAACACUGCUACAAAGAGUGACCUGUUUGAGAGCUGGAAGAGAGGAUGCAAUAUCCUAGCAGAAUUUAAGAGAAUGUUCGUCAUGCAGUAUCUUGCUAGUCUGAGAGAGAGGUACAACAACUCACCCAAGCAGCCUAGAGUUAAAUCUCAUCGAUCACCACAAGUAGGCGACCUUGUACAGGUUAAAUCAGAUCUCAAGAACAGAAACCUCUGGAAAGUGGGGAAGAUCCACGAGCUGAUCAAGGGAAGUGAUGGUGAAUGUAGAGUAGCGAGGGUCAAGGUUGACGAUUCUACUUUAACACGUUCCAUUGGCCAUCUCUACCCUCUGGAGGUAGAUGACGAGAUGCCUGAAGUAGAACCUGUAGCGGGAGGCUCGGCUGAGAUUGGAGAGGACAGCGGGGAGUUGGAAGUUCCAGACAGAGUGAAUGAUCACGUACCUGUGCUUGUUGAACAACUGGAGGUCGACGCGGAUGAUCUGGCUGAGUGUGACGUGACUAGUCACAAUGAUGUCCCACCACCAGAGGAACAGCCAGAGGAAAGAGACGUUGUCAGAAGCAAGCGGAUCGCAGCCAUUCGUGCCAGGGAUAAAAUCCUGGAGUGGACGCGACACCUGCUGGCCCUGCUGCAUUAA